Molecule: messenger RNA, 909 nt
Organism: Adelges cooleyi (spruce gall adelgid)
Lineage: Eukaryota; Metazoa; Arthropoda; Insecta; Hemiptera; Adelgidae
Product: regulator of G-protein signaling 6-like
Exons: 8
Coding region: 1-909 (302 amino acids)
Biological process (GO): regulation of G protein-coupled receptor signaling pathway; intracellular signal transduction
Source: RefSeq, a predicted model, not a curated record
AUGUCUGCAGAUAUUCACGUUGUGAAUCGCGUCAAAUUUUUAACAGGAAAAUUCUGUAAAGCGGUUUUUGAAGACUAUGAAUUGCUUAAUUGGAUAUCAAUGCAAAUCGACGUCCAUAAUGAAGCCGAAGCCCGACACUUGGCCACUCUAUUAGUGUACUAUGGAUAUGUACUUCCGGUUCAUGAUCGUUUUUUGCCAGUCCAGAGGAACGGAGAGUUUUAUAGAUUCCAAAUACCGAAAUUCUAUCCGUCCAUUUCCUACGAAAUAAGGGACGAAGAAUACGCUGUACAUUUAAACGUUAGAGUUAUGAGUUCUUCAAAGUUGGCCCGUUACGAGAAGGAAAAUCUAGCGAAACUCAAAGAGAAGUUCUCCGAUCACUGGGAUGAGAUUCUUAGAUGCGCUAAAUACCGAAGCACAACGUUUCAAGAAAUGGAUGACACAGAUAGUGAACUGUUUCAAUUUCGAGAAAGAGCUUUUUGGAACGUUCACCGACCGAAGCCGGGCACUUUUCACUCUACGGAAAAAGAUUACAGGAAAUUAAAAGCGUAUACACCUCAGAACUCAACAGAGACUGAUGAAACAAACGAUGACACGACAAGAGAGGAUGUUAGUGAGCCGUUAAAUCUGGACCGCCGUAACAUAAGUCAAUCGCAUCCCGGAAACAAUCAUACUCCAUACUGCGUACAAUAUGCUGCUUACGAUCCGUUUGUCACACAUCCUAUAUCUUAUAAUUAUUGGUUGGUAAAGAAAAUUGGAAUUUGGAAAACCAACAACGACCAACUAGCGUUGAGCAGCUGCAGAACAAAACUAUGGGCGUUCAGUUUGAGAGAUAUACUGUCAGAUCCAGUCGGCAAAGAUAAUUUCAAAAUGUUUUUGGAAAAAGAGUUCAGCUAUGAAAAUCUCAAGUAA